This is a messenger RNA of Trichobilharzia regenti, 1136 nucleotides long. The record is from the annotation of a GenBank genome assembly. Lineage: Eukaryota; Metazoa; Platyhelminthes; Trematoda; Strigeidida; Schistosomatidae.
UCAGGUUACGAGGACCAUUCAGCCACUUGGAUCAGAAUUCAAUGAUCCGCGAAUUCUAACUUCUGUCAGUUCGCGAUUUUCUUAGCACCACCGUCAGUCAAUGUCAUCGACGAGCAUUUGUCCUCACACCCGACCUGGGGAACCCCACUUGUUACGACUUCUCCCUAAAAAUCUAGGCAAUUUCGUUCUGUAGUCCGUCACAAGUGAGCAUCAGAUUUAUUUUAAAAAGGUAGUGUGUGUGUGAGAGUAUUAGCGGCUAUUUGAUCUUAGCUGAAGAGUUCCAAACUAGGAAGAAACAGGUGUCUAAUACUCACUGGUUUUCAAUGGUUUUCUAAUUGAUAUCAAUCGAUGAUCAAACUUGGGCAAAAUCUUUUGGAAACUAAUUUUACCGUAAAACAAAGUAAUUUAGAGCGAAUACCUCAAAGCUUGAUGUCUGUUCUACGUUUAAUGUAAGUCUUAAACGCACAUAGUCGUAGUACUUAUACCCUUAUAACGAUUAUCCUCAUACUCUAAAAUCAAUUUUAUUUGAUCUUAUAUUAAUUUAUUUAUUUAUAAAUAAUUUACUUUUAGACAUGUUUCAUGAAGUCAGCUUAACCCUAUCCAAAGACGGUGUUGUCAGUCUUGUUGAUGAUAGUGAUGCUGUCAAGAAAAGCGAAGUUGUUUCCAGGACAAGAAUUCAAAAUGAGAAACGUUUAUGCUCUCUGGAUAAUCUACACUACAUUUAUACACGUUUUUGCAUUAUCAGCGCAGAUAGACAACCAUUGAAUAUCAAUUCUCCACUCACUACAACUGAAUUAUGCUUUGCUGUUCGACAAGCUAUCGACAGUACAAUAAAAGAUUUAUUUGAUGAUAAUAAUAAUAAUAAUAAUGAAAAUAAUAACAGUUAUCAAUCAUCAAUUCGUUCAUGGUCUAUUAUAUUAGCUGUACCAUUUAAUAAUGUAGAAAAGAUAACCGCAGCAUUAAGUUUUAUGACAAAUGAUUUAGCUGGUGAAGAAUUUAUCAAUACACUGCUUGGGGGUGAAUCAAUAAAUUUAAAAUGUUACAAUAAUUCAUUAAAAUUCUAUGCAGAUGUUAUAUCAGUUUCUAAUUCAUUAUUUAAUCUAUCAUGUAUACCUGUAUUUCAUAAUCUGAAAUGA